This is a messenger RNA of Closterium sp. Naga37s-1, 1146 nucleotides long. NCBI's taxonomy places the organism in Eukaryota, Viridiplantae, Streptophyta, Zygnematophyceae, Desmidiales, Closteriaceae. The record is from the annotation of a GenBank genome assembly.
AUGACCCUCCACGACCGCGUCCGCGCCGCCUGCAAGGCCGACGCGCAAGCCGCCGACCCCGCCGCCGCUCCUGGUUCCGCUGGUUCGCCCGAAGCCCCCGCUGCCUCUGCGUCGCGCUGUCGCACGCUGAUCUUCGACUCGGGGCACGACGGGUUCGGCGACACGGUGUUCGGGCUCGCGUCGACGUUCGUCGCGGCGCUUCUAGACGAUCGCGCGUUUCUAAUUCGCCAGGAAUGGUUACCGUUCGCCUUCGAACCCGCGACCUUCGACUGGCGCGACACGACCGACAUUAUCUUUUCGGAACCGUCAUGGCGAAUAAGUGACGAGAAUAACCCCCCCGACGUGCCAUACGCGCGACUGAGCCUGUACAAUAGGAACGUUACGAAUCCCGAGGCGCUGUUCGGGAAGCUGAGUGGGAUAGCGCACAUCGGGCUGUUGUGGAACCGCGGAAUUCUGUUCAAUCUGCUGACCAAGGAGAAGGGCGCGUGGGCGGAUAAGUUCAGAGGCAUUGGCUUGACCCCUCCGUACGCCUUCGCGUGCGUCAUGCGAUUCCUGCUCCGACCUAAGCCGGAGGUAUGGCAGCUGAUGAGGGGCAUAAGCCAGCAGGUGAAUGCACCAAACAGCAUCAGCAUCGGCAUACACGUGCGUGUGCAAGAUGGCAUAGUCUGGGAGGAUUACUGGCAUGAUGGCGUUCCCAAGGUGCUCAACGAGACUGUAGUCGAGGAACUCUAUAACGAGAACAAGCAGGCGUUUGAGUGUGCUCAGGAGUUGGAGCAGUGGUGGAGGCCGGUCUCCUUGAGGGUGACGUGGUUCCUCAUCUGCAACUCCGCCCACCUCAAAGCAGCCUUGCGCGACAGAUUCCCCAACAAGAUUGUGACCACUGAGUUUAUCCCCCGCCACGUGGCGAUCAGCAAGGAACCCAACUCCACUGCACGAACCGGCCCCCCUGCAUGGUACCAGGAGACAGUGGCCGAAUGGCUGCUCCUCGCAUCCACCCACCUACUUAUUAUCCCAGCGGACUCGGUGUUUUCCCGCUCUGCUGUCAUGUAUUCAAUGCGCCCGGGGGGUGUUUGCAUGGCACACAAGUGCCGCCCUGAUGCUCCUGUACCUGUAGGGGACCUAGCAGUGGCUGGGUGCGGGGUGUGA